UCGAAGGCCAGUACUAAGAUGGCUGCCAGUUCCAACAGGAAAUCACUACCAGGUUUUUAUAAGCAACUUAAUGAGUCACCAGUCUGGUUUUUCGAGCCAGUAAAGGUGAGAAAAAAAACUAAAAGGUCAAGUGGUCCAUACUAUGCCGUAGAGAGGCUGAUUUCAAAGCGAAUUUUCAAGGGAAAUACUGAAUAUCUAGUCAAGUGGGAAGCCUACAGUUUAUAUUACUUUAGCUGGGAGGAUGAAGGAAACCUCACCAGAGACUUGAUAAGAUCAUAUGACAAGCCUGUAAUUGAGAAGUCCAGACUUCAGGCUAACAUUGACACUCUUUCUUGCACAAUAUUAUCUUAAAGCUCAAGAGCAAGUCAAGAGUUCCAGUUUCUGGCUCUUUUGAUCAUGACUGCUUUCGUUAUUUAUUUGGGGAUAAGGGUAAUGUGUUGAAAGAUGGGAAAGCAUUAAUGCUAGAGAAGGAAGAUUUUUUAUGUUGUAAUUUUUUCAAUGAUUGGGACCAGUGCUUGGACAGAAAUGGGGAUGGGGAGAUCAUUCAUUUUCCUAUUCGAGUAGGCAAAGUUCUGUCUCAUUCACCAAGUACAAUUGUUUUUCAGAGUGGGAGGCUAGUAAAACAACCAACUAUGCCUAUUGAAAAGCUAAAGAUUGAUUUUGUUCGAAAGCCCUUCUCCUGUAUUUGAUUUUGUACAAAUUUCUUACUUGUUUUGAUCCAAUUAUGCACUGAUACAAAAGUCAAAAGUUUUAUAACUUGCAUAUUCUCUAAUUUAGAACAUUAUCUGUAUGUUACUAGCUUCAAAGUCAAAGCUUCAAACUUUCCAUAAUUGUCAAGAAACUACAACUGUAUACCUGAAACUACAUUUAUCUGCAAAUUAGCAAUAAUUAUAAUUUCAAAAUUUUCAACAAUAUUGUGAAAUAUAUUGCUAAUAAUAUGUUAGAUAAAAUACAUAGAAAUAAUACCACAAAUGUAUUCACUGAGGUGCUUUUAGUUGUCUUUUGAUGUAGGAAUCAAGUAGUUUGUAGCAUUUCUUAGCUGACCUACACACUUCAAGACUAAACUAAAAGCAAAAUAUAGAAAGAUAUAUAACUCAAUUAACUGUUCAAAUUGUUUACUAUGUCUUUAGUUUCUUAAGUAUUGUAUUUUAUAUACAUAACCUCUGUGAGU
Actinia tenebrosa (Australian red waratah sea anemone) is the source of this 1171-nucleotide messenger RNA. RefSeq names its product chromobox protein homolog hpl-1-like. Lineage: Eukaryota; Metazoa; Cnidaria; Anthozoa; Actiniaria; Actiniidae. The record is from RefSeq and is a predicted model, not a curated record.